AUGAAUAGCUCAAGCCGGCAAGGCCUUUGCUUGAGCCCUCAGGACCUCGAGAUCGAGCUGCGACUCGCUUCCGAGUAUCCUCUACGUCGCUUGCCCGUCUCAGCAAUGCGUGAGCCCACCACGCACAUGAAACAGUUCGCCACGCUCCGGACGACGCCCGUGAUACCAUUAGAGGCCAAGGCCUUGGUAUCCGAACAAUCCGGCUGGGCACAUACGCCAAAAGACAGCUGGUUUUACUGCCACCAAACUAACCCACCCCUAGACGUCGGAGCAACAUAUUCCGAUUACGUGCACAAACGCAUUGUAAACAUCCGGCGCAAUGCAGUGUCUUGCAAGCAGAAAAUGGAAGAUGAAGCCAGCUGGAACGAGAGUGUUAAUUCGUCAUUGCUUGAGCUUGCGUUCGGUGAUGACAAGGUCACAGAUGUUUCUUAUCGCAACAUUUCACGAUGCAGCAUCCAACCCGAGCUGCGCGAUCCAAACCCGGUUCUAGCGGAUCCCAAGAUCGACUACGCCGUGCUGCUCACCGUGGAAGAGUGCCAUCCGUUGACAGCGUUUCUCAACCAGCUCCGAACUCUUGAUCCCAGUCGGAAUCACACGACACACGUGCAGCUAAGCGAUGGCGCUAACACACCAAUAAGUAUCGGUAUCAAAACAGUGAGCGGCCAGGAUGAUGGUUCCAUACGGGGCAAUGCGCAGCUGGCCGCCUGGUUGCGAGCCCAGUUCCGACAUCUUGCCUCAUUGCCAAAAGCCGACCCUGAGAAUCUCCCUAUUAUCCCUUUUGUUUUCGUCCAAGGUGCUUCAUGGCGCAUUGACUUUGCCCAACGCACCAAAGAUGAGCUGGUACAGUGCCCCUACUCUCUAUCCAGUAGCCGUAUCGUCACUAACUGA
Messenger RNA from Ilyonectria robusta, 888 nucleotides. RefSeq lists its product as uncharacterized. The transcript has 3 exons. Lineage: Eukaryota; Fungi; Ascomycota; Sordariomycetes; Hypocreales; Nectriaceae. The record is from RefSeq and is a predicted model, not a curated record. The coding region runs from base 1 to 888 and encodes 295 amino acids.